Messenger RNA from Acanthaster planci (crown-of-thorns starfish), 990 nucleotides. Its product is annotated as tigger transposable element-derived protein 6-like. NCBI's taxonomy places the organism in Eukaryota, Metazoa, Echinodermata, Asteroidea, Valvatida, Acanthasteridae. The record is from RefSeq and is a predicted model, not a curated record.
AUGCCAUGGAGGAAAGCAAAGCAACGAGCGUGUCACCGUCCUGCUUUGUGCCAACAUGGAUGGGUCAGAGAAAUUGAAACCAAGUUCAACAAACCUCGGUGCUUCAAGAAUGUAGCUUAUCUACCGCUCAGCUACCGGGCCAACCGGAAGUUGUGGAUGGUAUCCGAUCUUCUCAAUCAGUGGGUUUGCCAUCUUGACAAGAAGUUCACUAGGCAGAAGCGGAAAGUUCUUCUCUUUGUUGACAACUGCGCUGCACAUCCGAAAGUGCCCCACCUGAAGUACAUCACUCUACAGUUCUUGCCACCAAACACAACAUCACAACUCCAACCUAUGGACCAAGGUGUAAUAAGGAACAUGAAGGUUCAUUACCGUCGCAAGCUGCCACAGACUCUUCUGUCUGCCUACGAUGCCGGGGAAACACCUCAGCCCGUCAACAUAUUGGAGACCAUCAACAUGGUACACACAGCGUGGGGAGCCUUCGAGCAAGACUGCAUUGCAAACUGCUUCCGGAAAGCAGGCUUCAUUGACACCACACCAAGAUCACCACCACCACACCAAGAUCAAGACCAAGCGCAAGACCAAGAUCAAGACCAAGAUCAAGACCAACAUGGCCGCCCUGAUAAUAUCUGGGAACGUCUUACCCAACACAUCAACCUGCCAGUCACAUUUCAAGAUUAUGCAUCAGUUGACAUGGAUCUUCAGGUGACAGAUGAGCCAAGUGAGGAGGAGAUUGUUGCCGAGAUAACAUCAGAGAGAGCCAGUAACGAUGGAAAUGACUUUGAGGAGGCCGAGGCAAUGGAAGCAGCGAGGGCCCAGACACAGCAACUGACUGUCCGGCAGUGCAUCAGCAUGAUGACCCAAGUGCAACACUUCAUUUGCACUUGGAGCAACAUGACGGAUGGAAUCUACAUCAGCGCAGCUAACAUCAUGAACUACUUAUCUGAGGAGCAGCAUGGGGCGACCAUCCAGGGAAAGAUCACUGACUUGUAA